AUGUUUUUACUCUUGAAACCCUGAUCGAUCAAUCAAUCAAUCUCUCUCUCUCCCUCUCUCUCUCUUUCAGAUUCUUGGUUUACUCGUUUACCGUUCUUCUACCUUCUAAUCGUUGUUGGACCCUAGCUUUCUCCGAAAACCCUAACUCUUUGCCUCGUGAAUCACCGGGUUCGUCCUCUCUGAUCAUCUUGAAGGCGCAGUUGGUUAUUUGUCUGAUCGGUUCAGCUUACCGAGUGUGAGCUACCAUGAAUAUGCAACCAGUCUUACGUCCGAGAUCUUCAGCUAACGGAUUCUCACAUAGAAGAGCUGAAAGAGAGGGAGGGAUGAGUAAGGCACAUCCUGUAAACUCUCUCCCUGUUAAGCCACCAAAUACAGUAGUGAGCGGGGAGGCUGCAUGUUUGGAGAACCCUUCUCGCGAUCGGUUAGUGUAUCUUGCAACAUGUAUGAUCGGUCAUCCUGUGGAAGUGCAGCUAAAAAAUGGAUCACUUUAUUCAGGCAUAUUUCAUGCAGCUGACGUUGAGAAGGAUUUCGGUAUCAUUUUGAAAAUGGCAUGCUUGAUUAAGGAAGGCACUUCACGAGCACAGAAAUCUCGUUCUGAGUUUGUCAGCAAGCCACCGUCCAAGACAUUGAUUAUACCUGCUGAUGAACUUGUGCAAGUUGUCGCUCAUGAGCUUUCUAUAACCAGGGACGGAAUGUCAGAUGCCCUUAAGUGUGAGAAGCCAUCAGAUCUGUUGACCGACUCUUCUAUAUCGCAGUCUUCUCGUGUUGACAUGGGAAGAGAGCUGAAACCUUGGGUGCCUGAUGAGGAUUUUCCAGAGUGUCCCGAAUUGGAGGAUGUGUUUGAUGGCCCUUGGAAUAGGGGCUGGGAUCAGUUUGAGGUCAAUAAGACAUUGUUCGGAGUAAAGAGCACCUUCAACGAGGAACUUUAUACCACAAAGCUCGAGAGAGGUCCUAAGACAAGAGAGCUGGAAGAGCAAGCCAUAAGGAUUGCCAGAGAGAUUGAGGGUGAGAGCACCCGAGAUAUUCACAUAGCAGAGGAAAGAGGCCUUCAGCUCAAUGAGACAUUUGAUACCGAUGAGGAAACCAAGUACUCAUCAGUCCACAGGGUUGAGGAAUUUGAUGAUAGUGGGUUAAAAGAUGAGGAAGAUAUAUUACUGGACUCAUGCAACAAUCUGACUUUCGGUGAUACAUCUGCUUCUGAUGGCAACAAGUCGGCUUCAAGUGGUGGCAAAGCCAACGAAGAAGCAUGGGGUGGUGACCUGUCUACUCAGAGAAACUUAAGUACGGAUCAAAGCUGUUCGAUCUCCGGCAAGAUUGUUCAGGAGCAUGUAUCUGAACAGCCAUCCAAAGAUUUGUCUGCUCCAGACAGCAAUAUCAGGACCGAGAUACAGUUGAGUGAGCAAAGAAGUAGUAGUCUGGAAGUCGCUGACAAUGACAGACAGCCAUCUGAGGAAUCAGUGUCUGGCCUUGGAGAUUCUCAGCCAUCCUUGAACGAGAGUGAAGAAGAUAUCAGCAAAAGUGGAAAAGCUGUGGGAACGGUAAUCUCUGAUCUGCUGCCUCCACCAAAAGCUGGUAAGCCAAAACCCGAGAGCACAUCUGGGCAUCCUAACAGCUCUGCUUCCGCUACUUCAGAAACUGGUAAUGCCGCUCCCUCAGCAUCAAGUCGUUCGGGACUAUCACCAAGCUCAUCAGUCGGGUCUUUGACCUCAGAAAAAUCCACACUCAACCCGAAUGCAAAGGAAUUCAAGCUGAAUCCGAAUGCGAAGAGCUUCAAACCGUCGUCUCAAUCAGCUACAAGGCCUCCAUCUCCAGUUGCGGAUGGAUCCUUCUACUAUCCUCCUCCUGUUAUCCCACAGAUGAUGCCUCUUGUUGGCUAUGGCCAGAUGGGACAGGUGUUUCAUGGCCAGCAGCCCAUAAUGUACACUCCACAGCUCUCUCCCAUGCAAGCUCCUCCUCAAACAACAUACUUUCCCCCAAACGCACCCCAGCCACAGUACCCUCAUCAGCAACACAUGAUGCUUGGUCAGCAGCCUAGACCGACGGUAGUUUACAUGCCUCCGUAUCAGCCUCAGCCGGAAAUGCCAUACGGCAGGGGACGAGACUAUUAGAGAUGAUGAUAUGGUGGAAGCAAUAAUCAUUUACAUCUGACUGCCUUUUACUAACAGAGUGGGUUUGAGUUUUAUUCAUUUGUUUCUCGUUUGCCUUUUAGAAAAACUCAGUGCUGGACUUUCCUUGAUUAGUCUAAAACCAUUUGUGAUACUAUUAACCAUCUCACACAUUGUUAUAAUGUAACAUAUAGUUGUAGGACAUGUUCUAUUUUUUUCCUUAGUCGUUAGGCUGAAUCCGUA
Tarenaya hassleriana is the source of this 2348-nucleotide messenger RNA. Its product is annotated as polyadenylate-binding protein-interacting protein 3-like. Gene Ontology annotation, cellular component: cytoplasmic stress granule. Gene Ontology annotation, molecular function: RNA binding. NCBI's taxonomy places the organism in Eukaryota, Viridiplantae, Streptophyta, Magnoliopsida, Brassicales, Cleomaceae. The record is from RefSeq and is a predicted model, not a curated record. Bases 246 to 2108 code for a protein of 620 amino acids. Gene Ontology annotation, biological process: cytoplasmic stress granule assembly. The transcript has 15 exons.